AUGUGGCCCCUGGCCCCGGUGAUCGCCUUCCUGACCACGGCCCUGUCAGGCGGCAUCUCUCAGGAAUAUUCCAAGAUUAUCAAUGGCACCAAUGGCACCAAUGGGUUUCUCCCAGGUGGCUACACCUGCGCUCCCCACUCUCAGCCCUGGCAGGCAGCCCUGCUUGUGCAGGGGCGGCUGCUUUGUGGGGCAGUCCUGGUCCACCCCAAAUGGGUCCUGACGGCAGCACACUGUCUGAAGGACGGAUACAGAGUCCACCUGGGCAAGCACGCCCUGGGGCACAGGGAGGCGGGCGAGCAGGUGAGGGACGUGGUCCGCUCUAUCCCCCACCCCCUGUACCAGAGCAGCCCCACCCACCUGAACCACGACCACGACAUCAUGCUCCUGGAGCUGCAGGCCCCGGUGCUGCUCACUAGCCGCAUCCGCACACUGCCUCUCCCGCACAGCGACUGCCUCCCCGCCGGCACCUGCUGCCGGGUGUCCGGCUGGGGCACCACCAUCAGCCCCCGGGUGAGUUUUCCACAAACCCUGCAGUGUGCGAACAUCCAGCUGCGCUCCGAUGAGGAGUGUCGCAACAUCUACCCGGGGAAGAUCACACGCAACAUGCUGUGUGCCGGCACCAAAGAGGGCGGCAAGGACUCCUGUGAGGGCGACUCGGGAGGCCCCCUGGUCUGUAACGGAGUGCUCCAUGGUAUCAUCUCCUGGGGAGACUUCCCAUGCGGGCAGCCCAACCGGCCUGGCGUCUACACCCGAGUCUCUCAGUAUGUUUCAUGGAUUCAAGAAACGAUCCGAGAACAGAAAACUCAGGAGCAGAAAUGGACGAAGGGCCCACAAUAA
Miniopterus natalensis is the source of this 837-nucleotide messenger RNA. It is a transcript of the gene KLK13, whose product is annotated as kallikrein related peptidase 13. The record is from RefSeq and is a predicted model, not a curated record. Gene Ontology annotation, cellular component: secretory granule. NCBI's taxonomy places the organism in Eukaryota, Metazoa, Chordata, Mammalia, Chiroptera, Miniopteridae. Gene Ontology annotation, molecular function: serine-type endopeptidase activity. Gene Ontology annotation, biological process: proteolysis.